AUGGCUGAUCGGGUGCUCGUCAUCGGCAGCGGCGGGAGAGAACACGCUCUGGCCUGGAAGCUGGCCCAGUCCCCACAUGUAAAACAAGUGUUUGUCGCUCCAGGAAACGCAGGAACAGCUGACAAUGGGAAGAUUUCAAACUCAGCUGUGUUAGUCAGCAAUCAUACUAUUGUUACCCAGUUCUGCAAAGAUCAUAACAUUGGACUUGUGUUAGUUGGGCAAGAAGCUCUUCUGGCAGCUGGGAUUGUUGACGACUUGAGAGCAGCUGGAGUUAGAUGUUUCGGGCCAUCUGCAAAAGCAGCCCAGCUGGAGUCCAAUACCAGUUUUGCCAAAGCCUUCCUGGAUCGGCACGGGAUCCCAACAGCGAGAUGGAAAGCCUUCACCAAUCCCCAAGAGGCUUGCAGGUUUAUAACCAGCACAGACUUUCCUGCUCGAGUUGUACGGGCGAGGGGCCCUGCUGCCAGAAAAGAAGUGACUAUAGCAGCCAGCAAAGAGGAAGCCUGCAGAGCUGUCCAGGAGAUUAUGCAGGACCGAACGUUUGGAGACGUGGUUGUCGUUGAAGAACUUCUUCAAGGAGAGGAACUUUCUUGCCUGUGCUUCACGGAUGGGGUCACUGUUGCCCCCAUGCCCCCAGCCCAGGCCCACAAGCGCUUACUGGAUGGCGACCAGGGUCCAAACACCGCAGGGAUGGGAGCUUAUUGCCCAGUGCCUCAGGUCUCAGAAGUUCUCCUGGAGAAAAUCAGUGAUGCUGUCCUGCAACACGUCAUUGACAGCAUGAGAGAAGAAGGAGCAGCAUAUGUAGGUGUGCUGCAAACAGGAUUGAUGCUUACCAAAGAUGGUGUGAAAAUUCUAAAUUUUAAAUGUCAGUUUGGUGACCCUCAGUGCCAGGUAAUUCUGCCACUGCUUAAAAAUGAUUUCUACGAAGUGAUUCAAGCAGCGAUUGAYGGCAAACUGUGUAGCUUCAUGCCAGCCUGGUCAGAAAACAGGACAGCUGUGUGCGUGGUCAUGGCGAGCACAGGCUACCCGGGAGCCUAUGACAAAGGCAUGGAGGUAACAGGGCUGCUGCAGGCCAAGGAGCUGGGGCUCCAGGUGUUCCACGGCGGCACGGCGCUCCGGGACGGCCGAGUGGUGACGAGCGGCGGCAGGGUGCUCUGCGUCACGGCCGUGCAGCAGGACCUGGCGAAAGCGCUGGGAGAGGCGAGCCGGGGAGUAGCGGCCAUUCGCUUCACGGGCGCCACGUACAGGACGGACGUGGGCCAGCGCGGCCUGCGGCUCCUCGAGCACUCCCUGUGCGUAAGCAAAGGCUGUCAUUCAGAAGCAAGAGGGUUUUCUGGUUUCUUUGACUUGAAAGCAUCUGGUUACGAUGAUCCUAUCUUGGUCUCUCGAACCAAAGGCCUUGGACCUAAACUGCAGAUUGCACAAGCGUGUAGGAAACACGACACUUUAGGCCAGGACCUGGUCGCCAUGUGUGUCAAUGACAUCCUGGCUCAAGGAGCAGAGCCCCUCUUCUUUCUCAGCUAUUUUGCCUGUGGCAAACUUGCUGUUGAAGUGACUCAAACAAUCACAGGAGGAAUGGCCGAAGCUUGCAGAAAUGCAGGAUGUGCUUUUCUGGGCAGCGAGGUGGCUGAGCUGAGCGGCCUCUAUUCCUCYGGCGAGUACGACCUGGCCGGCUUCGUGGUCGGCGCCGUGGAGCGAGGGCAGGGGCGCGUGGGGCUCCAGAGGGCCGGUGAGGAGGACGUGCUCAUCGGGCUGGCCUCCUCCGGGCUCCACGGCCGCGGCUGCGGCAUCGUAAGGAAGAUUCUCCUCAUGUCCUCCUUACAUUACUCCUCUCCAGCGCCGGGAGGAUGUGGCGGCAAGACUCUAGGAGAGGUGCUGCUGGCUCCAGCCAACGUGUACAGCCCAUCGCUGCUUGCUGUCCUUCGCUCGGGGCACGUGAAGGCCUUUGCCCUCCUCGCAGAGGAGGGCUUGCUGGAGGGCAUCGCCAGAGCCCUGCCAGAACACGUCGGCGCGCUCCUCGAUGCUCUCAGUUGGAAGAUUCCUGACAUAUUUUGCUGGCUCUGCAAAGAGGGAAACCUCUCUGAGGAGGAGAUGGCUCAGACGUUUAACUGUGGCAUCGGGGCAGUGCUGGUUGUGCAGAAGGAGCUGGCUCAACACGUUCUCAAGGACAUACAGAGGCACGAGGAAGCCUGGCUCAUCGGCAGAGUGGUUGCCCCGUGUCACACAGGUUCUCGCGUCAAAGUGGAAAAUCUUCUUGAAGCUCUGCAGCUGAGCAGCCCCCAGCGUCCGCUGAACAACACUGAUGUGGAGAGUCCACAGCAGCCCAGAAAGAGCAAGGUUAAAGUGGCUGUUCUCAUCUCUGGAACAGGCACAAAUCUUGCAGCCCUCAUCAGUUAUGCCAGGGAACCAGGCAGCUUUGCUGAAGUUGUCCUCGUCAUCUCCAACAAAUCUGGGGUAGAAGAGCUACGAAACGCGGCACGUGCUGGAAUUCCCACCAGGGUGAUCGAUCAUAAGCUGUACGGGAGCCGCUCUGAAUUUGACAGCACAAUUGACCACGUUCUUGAGGAAUUCUCUGUUGAACUGAUAUGUCUUUCRGGAUUCAUGAGAAUUUUGUCCAGCCCUUUUCUCAGAAAAUGGAAAGGGAAAAUUUUGAAUGCUUCCCCAUCGCUUUUCCCAGCAAACAAAGGUGGAAAUGCCCAGCAGCAAGGCCUGCAACCGGGCCUCAAAGUCACCGGCUGCACAGUGCAUUUUGUCCUGGAGGAAUCUAGUCCCAAAGCAGUGAUCCACCAGGAGCCCGUGGCUGUGAAGGCGGAUGACACCGAGGAGACCCUGUCGGAGAGGGUGAAGGAAGCCGAGUGCCGGGCUUUUCCCAUUGCCCUGCAGCUGGUGGCCAGCGGGGCCGUGCGCCUGGGAGCGGGCGGCAGAACCUGCUGGAAACGGCAGGGCCAAAGCCCGUGUCCCUGGCACGAGGAGAGCGCCGGCGCCUCCUCUCGCCUGGCCCCGGAGCCAGGAGGCGACACCUCCAUGUAG
Nothoprocta perdicaria is the source of this 3027-nucleotide messenger RNA. RefSeq names its product trifunctional purine biosynthetic protein adenosine-3-like. Gene Ontology annotation, molecular function: phosphoribosylformylglycinamidine cyclo-ligase activity; phosphoribosylamine-glycine ligase activity; phosphoribosylglycinamide formyltransferase activity. Gene Ontology annotation, cellular component: cytosol. The coding region runs from base 1 to 3027 and encodes 1008 amino acids. NCBI's taxonomy places the organism in Eukaryota, Metazoa, Chordata, Aves, Tinamiformes, Tinamidae. The transcript has 20 exons. The record is from RefSeq and is a predicted model, not a curated record. Gene Ontology annotation, biological process: 'de novo' IMP biosynthetic process; adenine biosynthetic process.